Blepharisma stoltei is the source of this 1539-nucleotide messenger RNA. NCBI's taxonomy places the organism in Eukaryota, Ciliophora, Heterotrichea, Heterotrichida, Blepharismidae. The record is from the annotation of a GenBank genome assembly.
AUGUCAAAUAAAAGAUUAGUUGAUUCAGCUUUAGGCGUAAUUUAUAAUUAGAGCCAAGCAGUUGCCUUUAAUUACAAUAAGCUCGCAGUCGAAUGUAUGAAAUCAAAUAACCUCGAGCUUGGCUUAGACUUACUUCAAAAAGCAUAUAAGAUUACAAAAAAUCUUCCAUCAAAUAGUAAUCAUCUUCUCAAGCUAACAACCCUCAAUAAUUUAAGCUGCGCUUAUAUGAGAAUAAGCAGCAUAAAGCAGGCCAAAGAAAUUCUUAAUGAAGCUUUGGAAGUUGCCUCCACAUUAUCUACAGGAUACAAAGAAAUUGCUAGCACCUAUUUGAAUAUCAGUGCAAUUGAAUCCUCAUUUGGAUUUCACAAGGAAUCACUAGCCCACGCACAAAAAGCCUUAAAAACCCUUCAAGAAAAUAACGAAAACAGCUCAUCAACAGCGAUAAUUGCAUUUUAUAAUAUCGGUUCUGAACAGCUUCAGUUGGGAAUUAUAGAAGGACUUGACAACUUAAAAACGAGCUAUGACUUAGCAAACUCAAAUUUAUCACCUAACGAGCCUUUAAUUGAAUAUAUCAAAAAUAACUAUGCCGAUGCUUGCUUAAAAUACAAAAAAGUCCCAAAAGCCGAGAAAAUUAUGCCGAAUUUCAGAAUAAAAUCCAAAACUUCUGCUCAGAAUUUCGACCACUUAAAUUCACAAAAAAUGAUUUAUAAAAGCCAAAAAACGUCUGAGUCUUCAUCACAUCCUAAAAUAAAGGCAACACGGGCUGAAAUCAGCGUAGCUAAAGGAGGGUCUUGUGAUUAUUCUAAAGGUGACGACAAUUGAGCUAUGAAAGUUGGCAGCCAAAAGAAAUUAAAGCCAUCGCCGAGGAUGACUGAAGGACUUAAAAAAAUCAAGCCAAAAGAGCCUGACGGAAAAGUACUAAAAUCGAGAUCUGGAAGGAAAAUCAGGGUUCUUCAAAAGCAGUCUACAAGUGAAAAAAAUUCUCAAGCUUCAAGCGAAGGUUCGCUCAUAAAAAAAGUUGAAUCCCCAAAGCCAGAAAUGGAUAGAAUUACUUCAAUAAGCGAAAAAAUCGAAAGCCUUAAGAGACAGCUGUGCAAGUUCGAAGAGGUUUGCAAACCUUUAAAAGCAAUGGACUUAGAGUCUUUGGAUUCUCAAGCAUCAUCCGAUAGAAUUAUUACUAUUAGAGAUAAAAGCGCAAGAAUUAUACAAAAUAGUGUCAGGAAAUGGCUGAAACAUAUAAGCACAACAAGAGAGCAUACAAAUUCGUUAGAAAAUCAAAAUUUAGAGGAUUUUCGCUAUAAAAAAGAACAAAACUCAUUGAAAAACCUUAUAAAGCAGCAUGAAAGAAGCUCUGAUGUAAGCAGCUCAGAUAAAGAUGGUGAGACUCCAAAUAAAACAGAAAAUCCACUUUUUGUUAGGGUUAACGGCUAUAAUUCGCAAACAAUUUCUAAUAAAAUCAGCUUGAAAUCUCACGCUAAAGCAUACGAAAAUCUCCGAAGGCAUAAAAUCAAGUACGAUAGCGUCAAACCUGUUCAAUAA